CCUUCCGCCCAAACCAGCCUGACCAGCUCUCCUGGUGCCCGCAGCAGCCCCCCCGGCCCCCACCUGUCGUCCCAACCUCUCCGGGCACCUGCUGCCCAGUUGGGCAGCCCAGCCCCACAAGCAAGAUGGCCUUACAGAGCCAGGGUUUGCCCCCCAGUGGGUGGACCCCAGCAAAUCCAAUGCCCAUGGUCGAGAGCGCCCUCUACCGUCAGCGGCUGGAGGUCAUUGCUGAGAAGCGGCGGCUUCAAGAACAGAUUUGCGGAGCGCGGAGGGAGCUAGAGGAAGAAAAAUUAAGAGUGCAGCGACUAAAGAGGAAGUCCCUUCGGGAGCGAUGGCUGAUGGAUGGGACAGCUGAGGGACCCGAGGGCGCUGAGCCAGAGGCGGAUCCCCAUUCCCCUCAGGGCCAGGCCCAGGCCAGAAUCCAACACUUGGAAGACAGUCUGUUCACACUCCAGUCACAACUCCAGUUACUACAGAGUGCUUCAACAGGUGCCCAGCACAAGACUUCUGCCUGGCCCACCUGGCGACGACAGGUAUCCCGAUCUCUCUCUCAGACUGCCAUGGAGCCAGGCCCUGAAGGCAAGGAAGAUCUUGAAAAACGAGCCUCCCUACCUGUUAUGCCAGCGGUCUCCAUGCCUGAUCCCUCUACCUCAAGGAUCCCCAAGGAGUUGGGGGUAGAGGCAGCCACAACUUCCCAAGCGCCAAAGAAAGAGGAGGUGUCCACAGCAGAUACUAUCGAGGUCAAUGGUCCAUGCCCAGCACCGGUCUCUGGGGAGCAGGAGCUGACCCAGAAUCAGGUGGACACAGCAGAAGACAGGGGUCCAGGUGCUGGGGAUGGGGUGGACGGCUCUAGGGGAACAGUCCUGGGACCAGGCAUAGUAAAGGUGGAGUGGGAUGGGCUGAGGUUCCUAGAGGAAAGUGCCAGGGAGGCCCCCACAUGUACAGAAAGGGGGAAGGUAAAAGAACGGGAGGUUGAAGAGAUAGUCUUAGAGGUGAUAGGGGACCACCAGGUAACAGGAGACCCAGAGCUUCCUGAAUGGAUGACCAAGGACAGGAGAGUCCAGGAGGUGGAGGAAAUGGUUCUGGAGGCAAUGAAGAACCGGUCAAUGAUGCAAGCCCCAGAACUUCCCGAGUGGGUGACCAAAGACAGGGGUAUUGUUGAGGUUGUAUGGGAGGGACUGGGGGGAACUAAUGGCAGUGACAUGGGGGACUCAGAGGGAAUAGCUAGAGAGGAAGCAGCAUCAGGCAGCCCUGCUAGCUCAGAGCUAAAGUCCAAAGAGCAGGGCCCUGGGGGGAGUCCUGAGUUGGGAGACCAAGGAGAGGGCUCCUUCAUCUGGGUGGAAAGGGUACUCAUCACUGAAGACUGGGAGGAGGUACUAGUCGAGGAAUCAGAAGGAACCACCAAGGAAUCAAAAGAAGGUGAGGCAGGGGAAAGCUUGCAGUUGGGGGGAGAGGAGGAAGGGGAGAAAGAACAGCUGGGAGCAGAGAAAGGAGGGGAAGAAAAGCAUUUGGAGACAGAGAAGCUGGAGUUAGAAGGUGAGACUGAGGAAGUCUUUCAGAAGGAUGGAGGGAGAGAAGUACAUGUAGGAGCAGAGGAAGGAAAAGAGGAUGAGGAACAGCUGGGAGUAGAAAAGGAAGGAGAGGGAAAAGAACAGGGGGAGGCAGAGGAGGAAGCAGGGGGAGAGAAACAGCUGGAGGAAGAGGAGGAAGCAGGGGAAGACAAACAGCUUGGAGGAGAAGAGGAAGAAGAGGGAGAACAGCUGAGGUCGAAGGAGGAAGAGGAAAAGGAGGGGGAAGGAGAGGUAGAAAAGGAAAUGCCAGCAGAGAAGGAUCCCGGAGGAGAGAAGGGGACCGACUCUGAGGAGACAGAGGAGCAGAAACAGGAGAUGAAGCAAAUUACCCAGCCUGAGGCAGGACCAGAACCACUGGCUGAAGAGGCCACAUCAGCCCCGGGUGAGCCCCAGGCUCCAGCCCCAUCCCUGGAGCAGCUCCCGGCCCCUGAAUCGGGACCCCCAGAAUGCCAGCCCCUGCUGCAGCCAGCCACUCGCAUCGUGAACCCCGCCAGCCGCCCAGUGCCCACCUAUGCACCUGCCCAACGGGCUGAGCCCCCACCUGACAGCGAGCAGGCCAGUGGCUCCAAGCAGACAUGUCAGUGCUGUAUAAUGAUGUGAGCCAUCCCUCCAGCCAGCUGAGAGACCUUGUGGAAGCAGGGAGGAGCCUGGGGUGUGAGGCUUCCCCCUCCCAUCCUGACCCUGACCCAGUCAAUCUCACAGCUACCUCGCCCUCCCUUCCACCCUGGGCACAGCCACGGGGUGGGGGUGGGGCCACUGCCCAGCGCAGCCGGGAUUCAACACAGGGCCUAGGCACCGGCCACCACACCCUCAGCACAGGCAGGACUCUGGAGGCCCUGCUGCCCUUUCGGCUCUCACCCACUGCCUCAGUGAUCCUGGCCUUUCUCCUUUUCCUCUCCCAGCCCCAUGCCCCCAGUGAUGCCUUAAUACUUGAAAAUAAAAAGGAGAACAGAAUGA
Phascolarctos cinereus (koala) is the source of this 2528-nucleotide messenger RNA. It is a transcript of the gene PALM3, whose product is annotated as paralemmin 3. Lineage: Eukaryota; Metazoa; Chordata; Mammalia; Diprotodontia; Phascolarctidae. Gene Ontology annotation, biological process: Toll signaling pathway; regulation of cell shape; negative regulation of cytokine-mediated signaling pathway. Gene Ontology annotation, cellular component: membrane. The record is from RefSeq and is a predicted model, not a curated record.